Ruditapes philippinarum (Manila clam) is the source of this 667-nucleotide messenger RNA. RefSeq lists its product as uncharacterized. The record is from RefSeq and is a predicted model, not a curated record. NCBI's taxonomy places the organism in Eukaryota, Metazoa, Mollusca, Bivalvia, Venerida, Veneridae.
UACAUCCUGUCAUCCAAAACGGUGUAAAGACGGAAUACCCCACAGUCAGGCUAAGCGUUACAGGAGAAUUAUAUCCGACGACGACGUGUUCUCUACUUCACUGAGCAAACUACGAGAAUUCUUCAUAAGUAGAAAUUUCCCUGAGACGGUUAUAGAUUCAGCGUUUCUUCACGUGUCACAGAUGUCACAAGAGGAUGCCUUACGGCCACAAGAUAAAGAAAAGAAAAACGUUCUUCCAUUUAUUGUGACAUAUAAUCCGUCCUUACCUAAUAUUGGAAAUACUAUUCAUAAAUAUUGGGACCUACUAAAUCUGUCAAAAAACGAAGGUGUUAAAAAUAUUCACAAUAACUACACACCCAUAAUUGCCUAUAAACGUCCAAGAAACUUACAAGACUUUUUAGUUAGAUCUAGAUUUGAUACUGACAGUGACUUUACAUCACAUUCUGGAGGUUGUUGUAGAAAACGCUGUUCUCAUUGUGUUCGUAUUAAUAGUGGUACGUCAUUUUACAGUUCAAAUACAGGAGAGAUAUUUGACUUACGUCAACAUACUAACUGUCAAACCAAGAAUUGUAUAUAUUUGAUAACAUGUAAAAAAUGUAGCAUGCAGUAUGUUGGUCAAACCAAACAACCUGUGUCUAAACGAAUGAAUAGCCAUAAAUUUGAUAUA